Molecule: messenger RNA, 1722 nt
Organism: Ziziphus jujuba (common jujube)
Lineage: Eukaryota; Viridiplantae; Streptophyta; Magnoliopsida; Rosales; Rhamnaceae
Exons: 16
Coding region: 166-1626 (486 amino acids)
Source: RefSeq, a predicted model, not a curated record
UGCAUUCUACAGUCGUUCUUUAUUAUUAUUAUUAUUUUAUGUGGCCUAACUGUCUUCUCUCGGAGAGCUGUGUGCUUGGUGCCUUGGUAGCCAAGCGUGGAUCAAAAUCCCAGUUAUACCAAACCGGCUUUGCAAUCCUCCUCCUCCUCCUCCUCCUCCUGAAAAAUGGACAAGAAGAAGGAAACCAUUCGAUUGGAGCGCGAGUCCGUCAUUCCAAUUCUUAAGCCUAAGCUCAUUAUGACGUUGGCCAAUCUCAUUGAACAUGGUUCUGACCGUGCUGAGUUUUUAAAGCUAUGCAAGAGAAUUGAGUACACAAUUCGGGCUUGGUAUCUUCUACAAUUUGAGGAUUUGAUGCAAUUAUAUUCUCUCUUUGACCCUGUAUAUGGGGCUCAGAAAUUGGAGCAGCAACAUCUAUCUCCUGAAGAAAUCGAUGUGCUUGAACUGAAUUUCCUCAACUACUUAUUUGAGGUUAUGGAAAAAAGUAAUUUCAAGAUUGCCACUGAGGAGGAGAUUGAAGUGGCACGUUCCGGACAGUAUCUUCUAAAUCUUCCCAUCACAGUUGAUCAUUCUAAGCUUGACAACAAGCUCCUGAAGAAAUAUUUUGCAGAGCAUCAUCAUGAAAACCUUCCAUCAUUUGCUGAUAAGUACGUUAUCUUUCGACGUGGAAUUGGAAUUGAUCAAACAACUGAUUACUUUUUCAUGGAGAAAGUGGACAUGAUCAUUGGACGGUUUUGGGCAUAUCUUUUACGUGUAACUAGGUUAGAAAAGCUUUUUUCUAGGUCAAGUCGGCAACAUAAGAAAGACUCAAAGAAAAAUGAUGAUAUUAGCUCUGAUGCAGAACAGGAUGAGCUAUAUGUUGAACGAAUACGACUGGAAAAUAUGGAACUAAGUGCUCGCAAUAUGCUGAGCAAGAUCACAAUUCAAGAACCAACCUUUGAUCGAAUAAUUGUUAUUUAUAGGCGAGCUGGUACCAAAGCAAAUGCAGAGCGAGGGAUAUAUGUGAAACAUUUCAAAAACAUUCCAAUGGCUGAUUUGGAGAUAGUUCUUCCUGAGAAGAGAAACCCUGGAUUAACUCCAAUGGACUGGGUCAAGUUCCUUGGAUCUGCUAUAGUUGGGCUGGUUGCUGUAGUUGGUUCAGUUGAAAUGCCUAAAGCUGAUCUAUGGGUCAUUUUUGCUGUUCUUUCCACUGUGAUUGGUUACAUUGCAAAGACAUACUUCACUUUUCAGCAAAAUAUGGCUGCAUACCAGAACUUGAUAACACAGUCCAUGUAUGACAAACAACUUGACAGUGGGAGGGGUACCCUUCUUCACUUGUGUGAUGAUGUCAUUCAACAAGAAGUCAAGGAGGUGAUCAUUUCAUUCUUUAUAUUGAUGGAACAGGGCAAAGCAACCAGACAAGAUCUGGAUCGGUGGUGUGAGGAUCUAAUCAAAGAAGAGUUUGGUGAGAGCUGUAAUUUUGAUGUGGAUGAUGCAGUUCAGAAGUUAGAGAAGUUGGGAAUUGUUGCUCGGGAUUCCAUUGGUCGGUAUUACUGUGUUGGCCUGAAACGUGCUAACGAGAUCAUCGGUACCACCACUGAGGAGCUUGUCCUUAAGGCCAAACAAGGUGUCAUUACUAGUACUACAUGAUUUUUGUAUUUGGAAAACAUGGCAAAGCCGCUUCCUUCCCAUGUGUACAAAUUAUGUUAUUUUAUCAAUUAUUUCAUCCUAUGGUUUUUAGUUGUA